Messenger RNA from Macrosiphum euphorbiae (potato aphid), 1224 nucleotides. The record is from the annotation of a GenBank genome assembly. NCBI's taxonomy places the organism in Eukaryota, Metazoa, Arthropoda, Insecta, Hemiptera, Aphididae.
AUGAGAGCCGCGCCGACGAAGAUGUCUCUGUGCGCACUGGUCUGCUUGGUUACCACCCUAGCCGUUGGCGCGGAAAUCUAUUUUGAAGAGAACUUCUCCGAUGAAUCGUUUGAGACCGAAUGGACGUACUCGGAAUAUCCUGGCAAAGAGUUCGGCAAGUUUGUAUACAGCUCGGGCGCUUUCUACAACGAUUUCGAGGCCGACAAGGGUAUACAGACGUCGCAGGACGCUCGAUUCUAUGCAUUGUCCAAGAAAUUCUUGCCAUUCAGUAACGAAGACAAUGACCUCGUUAUCCAGUACACGGUCAAACACGAGCAGGCUAUUGAUUGCGGCGGUGGAUACGUUAAGCUGUUCAACUGUGAUUUGGAUCCAAAGCAAAUGCACGGUGAAACGCCAUACGAAAUCAUGUUUGGACCUGACAUUUGUGGACCUGCUGUAAAGAAGGUUCAUGUUAUCUUCAGCUACAAUGGCAAAAAUGUACUGAUCAACAAAGACAUCCGUUGUCUUGAUGACGUCUACACUCAUGUUUACACACUUAUUGUAAAGCCUGAUAAUACUUAUGAGGUAUUAAUUGACAAUGAAAAUGUAGAAUCUGGUAAAUUAGAAGCCGAUUUCGACUUUCUGCCACCCAAGACAAUCAAGGAUCCUGAAGUUAAGAAACCUGAAGAUUGGGAGGAUAAUGCUACUAUUGAUGACCCCAAUGAUAAGAAACCAGAAGAUUGGGAUAAGCCAAGACUCAUAACUGACCAAAAUGCCACUAAACCAGAAGAUUGGGACGAUGAAAUUGACGGCGAUUGGGAGCCACCAAUGAUUGAUAAUCCAGAAUACAAGGGUGAAUGGACACCAAAACAGAUUGAUAACCCAAAAUACAAGGGAGUAUGGGUACAUCCAGAAAUUGUCAAUCCAGAAUACAAACAUGAUGAUAAACUAUAUGCAAGAAAAGAAAUUUGUGCCGUUGGUUUUGACUUGUGGCAAGUAAAAUCUGGUACUAUUUUCAAGAAUAUUUUGAUUACAGACGACAUUGAAGUAGCUAAAGAUAAGGCAAACGACAUCAUCAAAUUAAGAUUUGAGGGCGAGAGAAAUAUGAAGAUAGCACUUGAAGAUGAAGAAAGGAUGAAAGCUAUGCAAGAAGGAAAGAUACCUAGUGACUCCCAACCUGAUAAUGAGAAUGGAGAGGAAGAUGAAGAAAUUGUAACUACCGACGACACCCACGAUGAGUUGUAA